Messenger RNA from Dentiscutata heterogama, 2343 nucleotides. NCBI's taxonomy places the organism in Eukaryota, Fungi, Glomeromycota, Glomeromycetes, Diversisporales, Gigasporaceae. The record is from the annotation of a GenBank genome assembly.
AUGAAUUCAAAAUGUUUAUUUCUUGGACGAAGAUACUAUCAGUUGGCACAAUCAAUCAAUCAAUCCCGUUUAUUUCAUCUGAAUUUUCGACGAUCAUUGGCUACAAUUACUGAUCAAUCUAAACUUUCGAUUCCUGAACCGAAAGAUUGUUCUAAAAUAACUCCAAACUAUGCAAAAUUGGUUGAAAAUUUGUCAAUUGUUCAAAAAAGAAUUUUUGGUGGUCAACCUUUAACUUUAGCAGAAAAAAUAUUAUACGCUCAUUUAUGGAAUCCAAAAGAAAUCAGUAAUAUUGUCAAAGAUAGAGUCGCAAUGCAAGAUGCGUCAUCUCAAACAGUCAUUCUUCAAUUUAUGCUUGCUGGAAUGCCAGAAACAGCUGUUCCAACAUCUAUUCAUUGUGACCAUUUGAUUGAGGCAUAUGAAGGAGGUGACAAAGACGUGAAGACAGCUGAGGUAACAAGUAAAGAAAUAUUUGAAUUCUUGAAAAGUGCGUCAGAAAAAUAUGGAAUAGAAUUUUGGAAGCCAGGAAGUGGAAUUAUUCAUCAAAUUGUUUUAGAAAAUUACGCUGCCCCUGGUGCCCUUAUGAUCGGAACUGAUAGUCAUACGCCAAAUGCUGGUGGUCUUGGAACAAUAGCUAUAGGAAUUGGUGGUGCAGAUGCUGUUGACGCCAUGGCAGAUAUUCCAUGGGAACUUAAAGCUCCAAAAAUAAUUGGCGUAAAAUUGACCGGAAAAUUGAAUGAAUGGACAAGUCCUAAAGAUAUAAUAUUACAUUUGGCUGGAAAAUUAACCGUUCAGGGUGGAACCGGUCAUAUAAUUGAAUAUUUUGGUACAGGAAUUGAAACUCUGUCUUGCACGGGAAUGGCCACAAUAUGUAACAUGGGAGCUGAAGUUGGCGCAACUACUUCUGUAUUCCCUUUUACAUCAAGCAUGUACUCAUAUUUAUCUGCGACUAGGCGUCAUCCAGUUGCUAAACAAGCUACUUCUUAUGCAUCAUAUCUUAAAGCUGAUGACAAUGCUCGUUAUGAUCAUAUUAUUGAAAUUAACCUAUCGGAACUUGAACCCCAUAUUAAUGGUCCCUUUACUCCAGAUUUAUCAACACCUCUUAGUAAAUUCGCUGACUUUGUUACGAAAAAUGGUUGGAAAGAUGAAAUAAAAGCUGGACUAAUAGGAACACAGGCACUCGAUAAAGGUGUACGUCCAAAGAGUGACUUUUUUAUUACUCCAGGAAGUGAUCAAAUUCGUGCGACAAUGGAAAGAGAUGGGCAAACUGAAAUCUUGCAGAAAGUUGGUGGCCGUGUUUUAGCUAAUGCUUGUGGGCCUUGUAUAGGGCAGUGGAAAAGAACGGAUAUUCAGGAGAAUGAAGAAAAUGCUAUCUUAACUUCAUUCAAUCGUAACUUUAAAAGUAGAAACGAUGGAAAUCCAGCAACAAUGAACUUUUUGGCGUCUCCAGAGAUUGUGACAGCCAUGACAUUUGCAGGUAGAUUAACAUUCAAUCCGAUAACAGAUACAUUAGUAGACAAAGAUGGUAAAGCAUUUCAAUUUUCAAGUCCAUCCGGUGAAGAAUUACCAAAACAUGGAUUUGAAAGAGGGAGAGAGUUUUAUGAGCCAUCACAGGUUUCAGCAGGCAACCCAUCAACGCAAAUUAUAAUCCCUCCGGAUUCAAAUCGACUUCAAUUAUUAGAACCAUUUCCAAUAUGGCAUGGAAGUGAAUUUCAUGAAUUACGCGUUUUAAUCAAAGUAAAAGGCAAAUGUACAACGGAUCAUAUAUCUGCAGCUGGACCUUGGUUGAAAUUCAAAGGACACCUAGAAAAUAUUUCAAACAACACUUUGAUUGGCGCAUUGAAUGCCGAUAACGAAAAAGUUAAUGUUGUAAGAAAUAUUUUGACUGGAAAGGAUGGAACCAUACCAGAAGUUGCACGUUAUUAUAAAGAAAAUAACAUUCAAUGGAUCGUUGUAGCUGAUCAUAAUUAUGGUGAAGGAUCAGCCAGAGAACAUGCAGCAUUGCAAGUUCGCUAUUUAGGUUGCCCAAUAAUCAUUGCAAGGUCAUUUGCAAGAAUUCACGAAACAAAUUUAAAGAAACAGGGGGUGUUACCAUUAAUAUUUAAAAAUGAAGAUGAUUAUAAUUUAUUAUCUGGCGGUGAUAGUAUCUCUACAAUCGGUGUUGUAGGAUUAGAACCAGGUAAAGAUGUAACGAUUAGAAUCAGAAAAGAAAGUGGUGAUAAGAAAAAGAUUGAAGAAUUUGAUAUUUUAACAAAACACACAAUGUCGGAAAAUCAGAUUGAAUGGUUCAUUAUGGGAAGUGCUUUAAAUCUUAUUGCUAGUAAACAGAAAUCUGGCAGUAUUUGA